This is a messenger RNA of Onthophagus taurus, 1710 nucleotides long. The record is from RefSeq and is a predicted model, not a curated record. Lineage: Eukaryota; Metazoa; Arthropoda; Insecta; Coleoptera; Scarabaeidae.
CUCAGAUUUAGAUUUUUAAUCUGUUAGAAUAUCUAUGGCUAACUUUUUUAAUUAUUCUUUUUUAACAUAACGUGUGAGAGGAAGUCCCAAAUAGAACAUCAUGUGAAAAUUGCAAAACAUAUACAAAAAUGUGAUAGAAAUCGAUUGAUAACACCUAUAAGAAAGGUAUAUUUUUGCAUAUUUUUUUGCAUAUUUCGAAUAAAAAGCUUGCAUAUCUCCUAUAAUUUGACUGCAUAAAAAUCCGAGCUCUAGUUAUAAUUUGUUAUAAAUCAGUCUGUAUAUAGACGCAAUUUUCGGACACCUGUAUAUAUCGCCAAGUAGCAUCUUCUCAGCUCUUUCGCUAUGGAUAGUGCUUCAGACUUUGUUACGGAUAUCGUCAUGUGAAACUUGAACGCUGUUGUAACUUAUUUUUAUUUAAAUAAAAUUAAUAUCAUCAAAAUUGAAAUAUCCGUCUUAAUUAGUGCCAUCUAUCAACAAAUUAUUCAACUCCACAAACAUAACCUAACUUGUUAAGUGUCAAACGUGUAAAAACAUUUUUAUCUCGCUUUUAAUCAACAAAACUCCUUUUUAAGUAAAACAAUUUCUAAAAAAAUAUGAUGAUUAAUAUCUCGAUUAUGAUUAAUACACAACAAUCUCAGCAAAACGUAUAAAAACCUUCCAAAUCUGAUCAAUAACCAGUAAAUAACCAUCCAUCAUGGAAAAAAGUGUACCUAAAGGAGAUGUUUUGCACACAUAUUUCAACGGUGGUCCAGUUAGCAUAGAUUUAAUCGAGAAAAAUCUUUAUUUGGGUAGUCUUUCCGCAGCAACGGAUAUUCCAACAUUAAAUAAGUACGAAAUAACUCACAUUUUAACGAUAGACACCGUACCGCUCCCAAGAAACGUAUUAGAUAUUAGGAAUAUAACAAGUAAGUUUAUUCAAUUAUCUGAUCAACCAAAAGAAGAUCUUUUAUCGCAUUUCACCAAUUCGAUUGAGUUUAUCAAUAACGGUAUUUCAAAAGGAAAUGUUUUGGUUCAUUGUUAUUUUGGAGUUUCUCGCAGCGCGACCAUAAUAAUAGCUUACAUUAUGAAAAAAUAUAAUUUGAAUUAUACAGAAGCUUUAAAAAAAGUUAAAAAACGAAGAAGUAUAGUUUGCCCCAACCGUGGAUUUGUAACUCAAUUAAUAUUAUUUGAAGAGAUGUUGUAUAAAGUAAAUCCGAAUCAUUUACGUUAUAAGAAUUAUCGAUUAACUUGUGCCGCGGAUAAAGUAAAGAAAGCUAAAAUUCUCCCCCAAGAUUACCACGAUUUAAUAAAAAGAGAUCCGGGUGUCACUCAAAUCCAACCGGAACCAAACGUUUAUAGAUGUAAACGAUGUAGGAGAGUUUUAGCUGGCGAAUCUAAUUUAAUUACGCAUAAAGAAAAGAUUAGCGAUGAAAAAAUUUGUCGAAAAACGUAUUUUUUGGAGCCGUUAAGUUGGAUGAACGGAAUUACGCAAUCCGUGCAAGGAAAAUUACAUUGUCCGAAAUGUAACAAUAAAGUUGGAUCGUUCAGCUGGGUGAUGGGAUGUGCUUGUCCAUGCGGAUGUGAAGUUGCCCCCGCUUUUUAUCUUACUCCAUCCAAAAUUGAUUGGACCAAUGUUGUAAAAAAUGUUGAAAUUACCCUAUAACUUAAGAUGUAUUGUUAUUUAAGUUAAUUAAAAUGUUGUGUAAAAUAAAAUUUAUUUAUAUAAAAAUA